Onychostoma macrolepis is the source of this 5947-nucleotide messenger RNA. RefSeq names its product nemo-like kinase, type 2 (gene nlk2). Gene Ontology annotation, cellular component: nucleus; cytoplasm. The record is from RefSeq and is a predicted model, not a curated record. The transcript is spliced from 11 exons. Lineage: Eukaryota; Metazoa; Chordata; Actinopteri; Cypriniformes; Cyprinidae. Gene Ontology annotation, molecular function: MAP kinase activity; ATP binding. Gene Ontology annotation, biological process: intracellular signal transduction; protein phosphorylation. Bases 1338 to 2939 code for a protein of 533 amino acids.
UGUCUCGCGUAAUAGCGCUGGGUAAGUGGGGCCCUUCGCUCUCCAUUUCGGCUCAAAGCCUCCGUAGACUCUCACUGGCUUUUACAGUAUCUUGUAGCCGUAAUGGCGUUAGCUUCCACAUGCAACAAGGGCCUGUUUAUUAUGGCUGGACCGCCGUCUCUUCCUCUCGUCCGCUGAUUGGCUGUGCUACUUCCGAAGCGGAACGCGAUUGGCUCACAGCCUUGUCGAUCAGACGAGGAAUAGACGGGUACCCAAGACGGCAGGGUUGCGCGUGUGCCUUCCCAGGUCCUGGCAGCACCAUCCGGCGAGGGGGUGAGGACGCUGGCCGCCUGUUUUAUGACUGCAAGGAACACUGGAUGUUUUUAUUUUGAUUUCUUCUUCACUGGAUAUACAUGCCCACGAUAUUGAGCGCAGGAAAGCGGCACGCCGGUGAACGAGCACAACGUUAUCGAUGGGGAAAAUAAGUUGAAGGCUUCGGAAGAAUGUUUUCCUUGUUUCAGGAAAACGGAUUGCUCUGUUGAUCAGCGUGAUGGGUGUUUCGAGGGGAUUUUGACAUUUGGAGCGGAUCUGGAGCUAUCCAUCUACAGCUUCGGGCUCGAGCGCAACUGAAAGCGGUAACAGAGCGCCAUACUGCAAAACAAGCUUCCCGGAUCGAUACAGUGUAGCAGUCUUUUCGCACGGGAGAAUUGCGCGUUUUCAUGUAAAUGUAAACAAGUAAGCUGGCGAGCAAGUACCAAGUCAGCAACGGUGGCCUGAUUGAGAUCCACGUAACUUCUGCAAACUGCAUGCAGCCCUGGCGGUGGAAACGGGGCUGGAUGAGCCCAAAAUGGCAAAUAUGAAGAAAUCUAAAAGAUGAAUGUUGCAUUUCCCCCGUAACUUGUACUAUCCACCUAAUUUCCCUUUCCAUACAAGCCCGAGUUUCGAGCGAAGCAAGGUGCUCCUCAUGCCUCCAACAUGAGGGAGAUUUAAGGCCGUGCGGAAUUGAUUUAUUAUGGGGGGAGCGCAUUAUUUUGAUUUGAUCCCUCUCCUUUUUACUUUUCUUUUGUUUACCCUCCGCGAGGGCUUUCUCGGAUGUCCGCGGUUGUCAUUUUGCUAGUCUGGAACGUAUAACGCGAAAGACCCUCCGAAGUAGGUCAGAUCAAAGCUGGAGAGUUGUUAGUAUGACACCUUUUCACGCUCAUCUCGAUGUAUGCCGGACAUUUCUGCUUUGAUUUGACCCGUCGUUUGGCUCGAUGACAGCCAAAUGAGAGUUUGACAUCUUGGCAGCCUCCCUCUCCAUCUCGUUCGCCUCUUUGUUUUGUUUUUCCACCUCUCAUUUCGGGCUGUUGAGUGAGUGAAUGGCUCUGUGCGGAACGACGGCUUCCAAUGCCGCGAAAAUGAUGGCUGCGUACAACGGCGGCACCGCGGCAGUGGCAGCGCAUCACCCGCACCAUCACCACCAGCUGCCCCAUCUCCCGCCACCCGCCCACCUCCACCACCAUCACCACCCGGGCCAGCAUCACCUCCAGCACCCCGGCUCGGCCGCCGCCGUGCACCCAGUACAGCAGCACGCCUCUACGGCCGCGGCCGCUGCUGCUGCUGCCGCGGCGGCGGUGAUGCUGAACCCGAGCCAGCAGCAGCCGUACUUCCCCUCGCCCGCUCCCGGACAAGCUCCGGGGCCGGCGGCCGCUGCAGCCCCAGCGCAAGUUCAAGCCGCCGCCGCAGCCGCCGUGAAGGUGCAUCAUCACCACCACCAACACUCGCAUCACUUACAACAACAGCUGGAUAUAGAGCCGGACAGACCGAUCGGAUACGGAGCUUUCGGUGUGGUUUGGUCAGUGACAGACCCCAGAGACGGCAAACGCGUGGCCCUCAAAAAGAUGCCCAAUGUCUUCCAAAACCUCGUCUCCUGCAAGAGGGUUUUCCGCGAGCUGAAGAUGCUUUGUUUCUUCAAGCACGACAAUGUGCUGUCAGCUCUGGAUAUUCUGCAGCCUCCACACAUCGACUACUUUGAGGAAAUUUAUGUGGUGACAGAGUUGAUGCAGAGUGACCUCCAUAAGAUCAUCGUGUCUCCACAGCCCCUGAGCUCUGACCACGUCAAAGUCUUUCUCUACCAAAUCCUCCGUGGAUUGAAGUAUCUACACUCAGCUGGCAUUUUGCACAGAGACAUUAAACCUGGUAACCUGUUGGUCAACAGCAAUUGUGUGCUUAAGAUUUGUGACUUUGGCCUGGCAAGAGUGGAGGAGCUAGACGAGUCGCGUCACAUGACCCAGGAGGUGGUGACGCAGUACUACAGAGCGCCAGAGAUCCUGAUGGGGAGCAGGCACUAUUCCAACGCCAUCGACAUCUGGUCUGUGGGCUGCAUCUUUGCCGAGCUGCUUGGCCGACGCAUCCUCUUCCAGGCUCAGAGUCCCAUCCAACAGCUGGACUUGAUCACAGAUCUGCUGGGGACUCCGUCUCUGGAGGCCAUGAGGACGGCGUGUGAGGGGGCCAGAGCUCACAUCCUGAGAGGACCACAUAAACAGCCCUCACUUCCUGUCCUGUACACCCUGUCCAGUCAAGCAACCCAUGAGGCCGUUCACCUCCUCUGCAGGAUGUUGGUCUUUGACCCAUCAAAGCGGAUCUCUGCAAAGGAUGCCCUGGCGCACCCGUAUCUGGACGAGGGACGUCUGCGGUACCACACCUGCAUGUGCAAAUGCUGCUACACCACUUCCUCUGGCCGCGUCUACACCAGUGACUUUGAGCCUGUCACCAAUCCCAAGUUUGACGACGGUUUUGAGAAGAACCUGACGUCAGUUCGGCAGGUCAAAGAGAUCAUUCAUCAGUUCAUCCUGGAGCAGCAGAAGGGGAAUCGGGUACCGCUCUGUAUCAACCCCCAAUCAGCUGCCUUCAAAAGCUUUAUCAGCUCAACAGUAGCUCAGCCCUCUGAGAUGCCUCCAUCUCCUCUGGUUUGGGAGUAGCUGAGGACGGCAGAGAAGAUGGCGUUGAUAAACAGUGGUGGUGGACGUCCCUCCGGUGGCCCGUCCCGCGUCCACCCCUCACCUCCCCUGGACUACUGACCCCCAGGCAUCCCCAAACCUGCGUAGCAUUUCACUGGAGUCUAGGACUAGCCAUGUCGCUGAUGUGUGUGUGUGUUGUGUGUGUGUGUACUGUAAUACUUACUAAAUGGAGUUUUAUAGAAGCAACCACUGCUGAUGAGUUCAAGUGGGACACGGGACGGGUGGGCAUGGCCACGAGGGGUCCGUUCGUACAUACCCACUGCUCUGUAGUAGUAUACGAAAGGUUUGUGAAGGGUACGAACCUGUACUUUCGGCAGACAAAGUCGACCCCUGUGGACUUGAAUGUAUUUUGAACAGCAGGGCGGCAGAGUCUGUGCAGUAUCCCUGAAGGAAAACUCAUCACGACUAUGUGUGCGAGUAAUCAUGCUUUAUUUAUUCAUGGAAACAGGAAGUGCAGUGCUUCAUGUCGUAUGAAAAGAAGGCAAGUUCCUCUGAAUCUGUCUUUCGCUCAUGCUAGAACCAGGGCGAGAAACCGCUGCCCUCAUUAGUAGCCUUUUCAUUAGGCCCAUCCAUAUAAAGUUGUGAAUUUAGGUGACGGCCCUUGUGAAAGGUGCGGUCACAUUAACCGCUGCUCGGAAUUUCGAGCGCGAAAUCCAAUUGUUUCAGGAAUCUGCGCGUUUUGAAAAAAAUUCUGAUGCGGAACUAGUUGGUCAUGUAAAUUUGUCGCACCGACCGACAGAAAGCUGCUUCAUACAUAAUUACGCUAUUAGCGGCGAAAAAAAAUCUGAAAUAUCGCUAGUGUGACCGCAUCUUAAGAACUGUGACUACUCAUUCGGCUAGAGUGAGCCGCUCAUUGCGUUUAUUGCCUUCAACGGCGGUGUGAUUUUUACGACUUUCUUCCAUUUUUGCUGUCGUCUGCACUCUUCCUUUUUUUCUCUAUCGAUCUAUCUUUGUUCAUAUCUCGAUUUCUGUCUCAUUCAACUCUUCAAAUCAGUAUUCCUUAGCGCAGCACUUGGCAGAGAUACUGAUUCGUAGGCUUCUCUUAGUACUCCUGAAUGUGGAUGUGUUGUGUCAGUAUUUAGUACUUCGGAUGGGUGACUGAACGGCACAACGACUCAAAAGGAUCCAAAAAGCAUGCAUGAUUGGCCCGAGGCAAAAUGCUUGUACCGAAAGGGUUUAAUUGAAGCAAAGGAGACUUUGUGAGCGUGUCCAGAAAUCUCGCAGGUGCUUGUCUCCUACCGAGACUGAAAACCCAACUAGCAUGUAGCGAUACGAUUUGGGGGGGUUUAUGUUUUCUGAUGACCUUUGAACCCUGCUCUCCCUGAUGGAGUAUCUAGAAUAGCAUGCAAACCAAAUUAAAGGCUAAAAACUAAAAAAAAGCAAAUAAAUAAAUAAUGGGUUGUACUGAUGGUCAACCAAACCAUUCCAUAAUUGCAAUGGUAUAUUACCAAACUUUGUCUAUAAAGACAAGUGACGAACGCCAUUGCGAGUGCAUGUAUGGACCCCGUGCAUGCUUCUAACUGACUGUGGCAUCACAAUAGUGAUCCUGUAGAUGUCAGUUCAGUGUCGUCUACUUUGACCCCCCUCAAAAGCCCUUUUUCUGUUAAAAGACUCUUAUGGAGAUGAUGGAUCUGAAAAGGGUGCCUGGGAAAUGGUGUAUAUUGUGGGUCUGCAAAGAAAUUGGGAGUAGUUUUCACUCACUGUACCAUGCUUAAACUUCCCAUAAUGCUUUCUGCACUCUCUCGGACUAAAAGAAAACAAAUGGUAAAUAUUUAAUAUAUUUUUAGAGAAUUAUUUUUAUUUCUUCCUCAAUGUGCUAUGGCAUGCUUUCCCAUGAUCCACUGAGUAUGGUAUGUAAAUAAGUGAGUAGCAGGUAGAUUUCAAUAGAAAUGAAAAAUCUACAAAAAAAUGACGUAUUAAAAAAAAAAUAAAAAAAUCGCCAAACAAAAAAAAAAGUAAUACUGCUGUAUAGAAGUUGAAUUAGCCUGCACAUUUUUUAGGGCUGUGAAAUUUGAUUUUAUUUUUGAGACUUGCAUAUAAAUGUACAUAUUUUUUUCUCUCUCUCUCUUUUCUUCUUUUUAUUUUCCCCUGCACUAGAAAGUGUAGACAAAGAAAUAAUCCAAAUCAGUAUAAGUACAAAAACAAACAAAAAACACAUAACCAAUUAUGUUAAUUGUGUCUUGUGUGCUGCAGAGCUGUGGAUAUGAGUAUUGAAGUAGAGCCCUUUUUUAAUUAUUAUUAUUAUUAUUAUUAUUAUUAAUUAUUAUUAAUUUCCUUUAAAGAAACACUGAACUGUUUGUGUAUAUGUAUAUAAUGGAUUCACAUUGUUGGUCUCUACCUCUCGAGCUCAAUGACUUGGUUGUUUACCUCCACGCUUUUAUUUUUAUGUGGAGAUUUAAAACUUGAAUGUCCCUUCCGACUUUUAUAUUCCUAUCAAUCCCUGUAUAAAGAAAUCAAAGUCAUUAAAAUUUCGAUUGGUUGGAGGUGGUUGCCAUCAUCAUAUCCUUGUACAAAGUACCAUGUUCUCACCCCAGUGUUCUCUGACUGUUAGAUCACACAGCAUACCCACGAUGAUUAACAUGGUAUCCUUCACCGAGAGCGUCGGAUGAGAUAAACGUACAAAAUACGUGGCAAUGUUAGGGCGUACCUAAGAUAACGUGCGGAUUCAAACAGAGCCUGUGAGAAGCUCGAUCGGGCCCAAAUGGGGAAGGUACUGCACUUGCUGUCAAGUUUUUAUAAGGACGUUUGAAGUUUAUACUCAGAGUUAAUGGUAUUUGAAUACAUUUUACGACAUAUAUGACUAUAAUGUAAAAUUCGCAUUCGAUGCCCUGAAAUCUGAGGAGGUGAUUCUUAGGGACCGGAAGGACUCUGUGGAUGUGUUCUGUGUUUUGAAAAAUCACCGGUCUCUUUUCAGAGUGUAGAUUUGAAGUACAGUGGUGAAGCUCAUUAAAUGUUGACAUUUAAAAAAA